GAUCAUAUGCCUGGUGAGAGCCAGUGUGAACUUUGAACUUGUAUGUGUUUCGAUCGCACUUUCGACCUCAAUCAUCCGCCAUGAUGUCUACAAAGAUGAUAUACGGAACGGCGUGGAAGGGAGAGAGGACAACCCAGCUUGUCGUGAGCGCAUUUCUGCAAGGUUUUAGAGCUGUGGAUACAGCAUGCCAGCCAAAACAUUACAGAGAAGACUUAGUUGGGAAAGCGCUCGCAACUCUGCGGGAUAAUCACAAGAUAAGGCGGGAAGAGAUAUUUAUUCAGACGAAAUACACCCCUAUAGGAGGUCAAGAUGUCUCUAAACCACUGCCAUUCAAUCCAGCAGAUCCUGUCCGAAAACAAAUAUUAUCUUCCUUCCAGACAUCUCUAGCCAAUCUAGAAACAUCCUAUCUAGAUUCGUAUCUGCUUCAUUCGCCAUUGUCAACAUUGAAACAGACUCUGGAAGCGUGGUGCGUUCUCGCGAGCCUCCAAGAUGAAGGCAAAGUGCGCAAGAUUGGGGUGAGCAAUGUUUACGACACGGCACUGUUGGAAACUUUGAGCGCAGAGAGACAAGUGCAAGUCAUUCAGAAUAGGUGGUACGAGGGUAAUGUCUGGGACAGGGAGGUAUGCAAGUACUGCAAAGAAAAUGGGAUACAAUAUCAGUCGUUCUGGACGUUAUCUGGCUCCCCGAAUCUUUUAUCUCAUCCUACAGUUCUUGAAAUAUCACAUGCAACUGGCAGCACGCCUCCACAAGUUAUCUUCAAGCUUGCCCAGCUCCAAGGAAUUACACCCUUGUCUGGAACCACUGACAGAAACCAUAUGCAACAAGAUCUAGCCGCAGAGCUGCUUGUAUUUCAUAGCGAGGUCGCGAGCCAAGUGAAGUCCGUAGCGAAACUAAUAUGGGGUUAAGGUUGAUAUGGGGACAGUCAGUAGUACUUUGCGUGCCAUCGAAAUGUAGAAACAGCAACUUGUCAGGGUGUACUGAUAGGUAACCACGAGAAUGACGCACACAGUAACAAAACAGUGGAGAGACAAUCUCACAGCUCAUGCCACGUAAGGGAUACCAGGAACAGGAAGAAUUGGGGGACGAUUCUUCCGAUUCUCUAUGAUAGUCGGACAGGCAUAUUUCCGGUGAUUACCUCCACAAACUGGGCAAGGGAGCCGCUUAAUUUCACCAUCAUGAUGACUAACGUGUUCCAAAGUACAAUUGAUACGCCAGUGCUGCCCUCCACAAGUAGGACAGGGUCGACCACGGGGUGGAAGAGUAGUGUACCGCUCAGGACAUAGCGUGGUGCUG
This is a messenger RNA of Serpula lacrymans var. lacrymans S7.9, 1293 nucleotides long. RefSeq lists its product as uncharacterized. Gene Ontology annotation, molecular function: oxidoreductase activity. Lineage: Eukaryota; Fungi; Basidiomycota; Agaricomycetes; Boletales; Serpulaceae. The record is from RefSeq and is a predicted model, not a curated record. The transcript is spliced from 6 exons. The coding region runs from base 81 to 905 and encodes 274 amino acids.